Fusarium subglutinans is the source of this 543-nucleotide messenger RNA. Its product is annotated as phosphotransferase enzyme family domain protein. NCBI's taxonomy places the organism in Eukaryota, Fungi, Ascomycota, Sordariomycetes, Hypocreales, Nectriaceae. The transcript has a single exon. The coding region runs from base 1 to 543 and encodes 180 amino acids. The record is from RefSeq and is a predicted model, not a curated record.
AUGGAGGCUGGCACUUACGACGGGGAUUCAUACAACAAGCUUCCGUCUAUCGGAGAAGCGGCUGCCGCAUUCACUGCCAUCAAUGGCAAUACUCUUUUGGACACGGCAUUUCGUGACCUUUUCGUUCAUCAUGGAAUGGACAGAACAUUCGGACUCAUACUUCUCCAUCGCCAUUUCGAACUCGGUGCCAAUGAAAGACUUGUAGAAUACAAAGGCACCUCUGUCCCUUGGUUGAACAACGAAUUGGCCACCAACAUCAGGCCUCAUAACUGGUAUCUCUCUUCGGGAAAAGUCUUCCCAUACGAGUUCUAUCACUCCCUAUCUGAAGAUGGCCCAACUCUUGACCUCAACAAUCCAGAUCAGCAAGCCUUUCUUGACCAAUUUGCUAAGCUGCUUUCGAGAGAAAACGCCGAGAACCUCUUUGGCCUAUGUCGAUACCCGGGUGAUGAUUUCGAAGGACGGAUCGAGAUCACCCAAGGUCGCUCCAAUAUCAACCUGUCACACAAAGAUGUAUGCAAACUCAUCUCAUUCCUAAUCCAAUGA